AUGUCCUAUUUCUUGACGGAAACCUUCAGACAAAAUGAUGAGAUGGAAGAAUCCGUCCAUUUGUAUGUAUCGUCGUCUAAAUCUCUGUCAGGAAUUGCUCCACCAUCACCCUCUGUUCCGGUGAUCUGUCGUCAAGAAUCUUUGCCUCCAAGUCGCGAAGAAUAUGAUGUUCCAAUUGUUGACCAAUUGGGAUUGCUUCAAAAAGGAGUUGCAAAGUUGGAUGAAGAUGAAUUUUCCUCAGCUCUCUCAACACUUCAAGAAGUGAGAGCCCCGACUAUAGAAGUUGCGAGUGCUCUGCUGGAACAAGUUACGGAUCCUAAACUUUUUUUCAUGGUUCUGGCCCUCGUUCCCCUUUUCAAAUGCUUCAAACCUUAUAGGAAUGCAAACCAAGGUUUGGAUGUCAUCUUCAACAAUUUUGAGGACUUCGGAAAAAUCGGGAUUCGCUACCAGCUUGAAGAGACGAAAUGUCCGGUGGCAAAACGUCCGGGGGCGAAAUCUCUCGGAGCCAAGAAUAUGGAGUUUGGAAUCAAGUUAGUAAGGAAAUUAUAG
Caenorhabditis remanei is the source of this 549-nucleotide messenger RNA. RefSeq lists its product as uncharacterized. The record is from RefSeq and is a predicted model, not a curated record. The transcript has 2 exons. Lineage: Eukaryota; Metazoa; Nematoda; Chromadorea; Rhabditida; Rhabditidae. Bases 1 to 549 code for a protein of 182 amino acids.